This is a messenger RNA of Diceros bicornis minor, 4231 nucleotides long. RefSeq names its product golgi associated, gamma adaptin ear containing, ARF binding protein 3 (gene GGA3). Gene Ontology annotation, cellular component: trans-Golgi network. Gene Ontology annotation, biological process: vesicle-mediated transport; intracellular protein transport. The transcript has 17 exons. Bases 212 to 2404 code for a protein of 730 amino acids. NCBI's taxonomy places the organism in Eukaryota, Metazoa, Chordata, Mammalia, Perissodactyla, Rhinocerotidae. Gene Ontology annotation, molecular function: phosphatidylinositol binding; ubiquitin binding; small GTPase binding. The record is from RefSeq and is a predicted model, not a curated record.
AUCUGUGCAUCACCCCAUUAAGAGUCACUCCGAGGUCCAAAGGGAAGAGUCAAAAGGAAACAUUAGCCCUCCCAUUACCCGUUGCAGUCUGGCGCGGCCUUCGGUGGCGGCGCUCGCUCCUCUCAGGCCCCCAUGCAGGCUCCGCCCCGGCUGGUCUCUUCCAGGUUCUCGCGAGGUUUGAGGCCGCGGGACUGGCCCGGGUGGCUGCAAUAUGGCGGAGGCGGAAGGGGAGAGCCUGGAGUCUUGGCUGAAUAAAGCCACCAAUCCUUCCAACCGCCAGGAAGACUGGGAAUACAUAAUUGGCUUCUGUGAUCAGAUCAACAAAGAGCUUGAAGGGCCACAGAUCGCUGUCCGACUGCUGGCCCAUAAGAUCCAGUCUCCGCAGGAAUGGGAGGCAGUCCAGGCCCUGACGGUGCUGGAGGCAUGUAUGAAGAACUGUGGGAGGAGAUUUCAUAACGAAGUAGGAAAGUUCCGGUUUUUGAAUGAGUUAAUCAAAGUCGUCUCUCCAAAGUACCUGGGGGACAGAGUAUCUGAGAAAGUGAAGACCAAGGUUAUUGAGCUGCUUUAUAGCUGGACGUUGGCCCUGCCGGAAGAAUCAAAGGUCAAGGAUGCCUACCACAUGUUGAAGAGACAAGGAAUAGUGCAGUCUGAUCCACUGAUCCCUGUGGACAGGACGCUGAUCCCUUCUCCACCACCUCGUCCCAAAAACCCUGUUUUUGAUGAUGAGGAGAAAUCCAAGCUUUUAGCCAAGUUGUUGAAAAGCAAAAACCCAGAUGACCUGCAAGAGGCCAACAAGCUCAUCAAGUCCAUGGUGAAGGAAGACGAGGCGCGGAUCCAGAAGGUGACCAAGCGCCUACACACUUUAGAGGAGGUUAAUAACAACGUAAAACUGCUCAAUGAGAUGCUGCUUCAUUACAGCAAAGAGGAUUCUUCAGAGGCAGAUAAAGAGCUCAUGAAGGAGCUGUUUGAUCGGUGUGAGAACAAGAGGCGGACGUUAUUCAAACUAGCCAGUGAGACAGAGGACAAUGACAAUAGUUUGGGAGACAUCCUGCAGGCCAGUGACAACCUCUCCCGGGUCAUCAGCUCUUAUAAAACAGUCGUUGAAGGGCAGGUCAUCAAUGGUGAGGUGGCUACCUCAGCCAUGCCUGACUCUGAAGGAAACAACCACUCCAGUAACCAAGGCACUCUCAUCGACCUUGCUGAGUUGGAUGCACCAAGCAGCUCAUCUCCAGUCUUGGCCCCCGCCCCCCCCUCCUCUGGCAUCCCUAUCCUCCCUCCACCCCCCCAGACCGCGGGACCUGGGCACAGCCACUCGUCCAGCCAGGCCGAGGCCCUCCCAGGGCCCAACAGCACAAGCAGUGCCCUCUGCCUGCUGGAUGAGGAGCUGCUCUGCUUGGGCCUCACUGAUCCAGCCCCCAGUGCUCCUCCCAAAGAGUCAGAUGGAAACAGCCAGUGGCCCCUGUUCCAGAAUCAACAGUCGGACCUGGACUUCUUUGGCCCCAAACCUGGGACUGCUGCCUGUAGCCCCUCAGAUGGGCCUCUCCUCCAGCCCUCAGCACCCCCUGCAGGCAGCUCCCAGGCUCCACUGCCGCCCCCCUUCCCAGCUCCUGUGGUCCCAGCCAGCGUUCCUGCCCCCAAAGCUGGCUCCUUCUUGUUGUCUGCUGGCUUGGCCCCAUCUUCGGCCCCAAAGGCUGAGCCCACAGCCCCUGGGUACCAUGGCUCAGCUCUGGGCGACAGCACCCUGCACCAGCUGGAUGCCCUUCAUCAGCUUCUAGAAGAGGCCAAAGUGACCUCAGGCCUGGCGAAACCCAUCUCUUCCAACUUCUUCCCUGGGGCUACGACCUCCCCUCUGAUCCCCACCACCACCCCAGCUAGGCCUCUCCUCCCCUUCUCCACGGGGCCUGGCAGCCCUCUCUUCCAGCUGCCUGCCUGCCAGGCCCAGGGCAGCCCCAUUAAGGGGCUCGAGCUCUCCUUGGCCAGUGUGCACGUCCCCCUGGAAUCUAUCAAGCCUAGCAGUGCCCUUCCUGUGACAGCCUAUGAUAAAAACGGCUUCCGCAUCCUCUUCCAUUUUGCCAAGGAGUGUCCACCAGGACGGCCCGACGUGCUGGUGGUGGUAGUGUCCAUGCUGAAUACGGCUCCCUUGCCUAUCAAGAGCAUCGUGCUGCAGGCCGCAGUGCCCAAGUCAAUGAAAGUGAAGUUGCAGCCACCCUCUGGGACAGAACUCUCUCCAUUUAGCCCCAUCCAGCCACCUGCAGCCAUCACCCAAGUCAUGUUGCUGGCCAAUCCACUGAAGGAGAAGGCGAAGCUUCGGUAUAGGCUGACCUUCACCCUGGGGGAGCAGCUGAGCACGGAGGUGGGUGAGGUGGACCAGUUCCCUCCUGUGGAGCAGUGGGGGAACCUCUGACCCCAGAGGAUGCUGUCAUCUCUACUUCGAAGCCCAGACAGGCUGCCCAGAGACAAGAGGGCUCUCCAGGUCCAGUCAUUCUCCAUGUCCCAACUGCAGUGCUUAGAGCUUUGGUAUGGAAUAGGGGUCCAAGGCAUUGCUGCUGGGAGCUGAGCUGCUGCUGUGAUGAUCUUGCCUCUUUUGGCCCCCUAAAAGGACCUGUUUUUAUCUACCUGUGUGACUUGAAGUGGCCAUGUACUGUCAGGGGUGGGGAGUGGCCCCACACUCUUGUGCACUACCGCCCUGGGAACAUGGACCCUAGACUGGAGUAGGUUUUUCCCCUUGUGCUGGCAGCCCCUGCUGCCACAAGGGGGGAGGUCUCUAAAGAGAGACUCCAGGCCCUCCCUCAAAGACCAUGUCCUCACACUCCCAGAGGCCUCAGCCCCCAAUGCUACUCUGUGCUUCCCCUGCUGGCAGGCUCCUGCUCCCACCUCCAGGGAGGUGGGCAAAGCCCAGCGACCCCAAAUGGCCCUGGGCGCAAAAUAAGGAGUUGGUGUGCUGCUGAAUCUUCAACCCUGCCUUCCGCGAGCAGCAGCAUCCUGGAAUGGCCAAUGGAUGAUGAGUUGUGGGCUUGUCCCUGGUGGUAGCAGGCUGUGUCCUAUGGACAUCUCAGCAAGAUGUGGAACUCAGCCUAUCAGAAACAAAACUUGGCCUCAUGGUAGCCCCUAAACUAGGGCUAGGAAAGAAUGGAAGAGAACCAGUGUUUCCCCCUUUCCAGAAGCAGGUACUCAGAGCUUUCUGGGAAAAGUGUACCUCCUGCUGUGGGAACAGGCCAUCCUACUCACUACCUCUUGCUUGGCAUGAAAUAAACUGCUCUCCUGCCCUUUAAGUCUUUGAAGGGGAGGACAACGCCUGCCACCCUCUGCAUCCUCCUGCUUCAGCCUCCCCCCUCCUCCCACCAGAUGGCCUGUGUUGUGGCAUACGGUCGGGAACAGGAGGCCUCAGGAUCAGGCACAUUGCACUAGAUUUAUGUCCUUACCUGCUGCCCAGAAACCCUGACUGCCCCCAGCUGCUGACGGGCACUGUCAGCGAGAUGUUGGGUCUGGAGGUGGUGAGAUUAGGGGCCAUGCUUGAAUCGAGUCACCAGACCCUAUUGCUUCAACAGUGCUCAACCCCAGCUGGCUUCUCCCAGCUGCUCCAUCCACUAGAUGCAGCUGGACCAAGGACUCUAGGCCUCACGGGGCCACAGGAAAGUGAGAACUCCCAGCUGGGGAAAGAGCACACAGCUCACCUGAUCUCAGCAGGACAGGCUCAGAGCCAUCUCCAGGGAAAGGUGGCACAAACCACAUUCCCUGAUCCCUCCCUACUCCUUAUGCCAGGCUUCCUUACUCCAUCAAAAGGUCGUCUCCCCCAUCCCUCCCAUCUUUAGCAAGCAGGUUUCACUGCUUCAUUAGGACAGGUGAAAAGUGAAUUGAUUUCACUACUUAAGGAAUAAAUCCAAGUGCUUUCCAGAGACUGGCUGCUGCAGCCCUGGGAAGAUCUGUGGGAUUACUAUGUGGAAAUGUACCUUUAUUUAAUAAGCUUUAGAUGUGAAAAUUAUGAGUGUUAUUCGUUACUAUUGAGUCACUGCUUUGUGACAAAUAGCUGUACUGGAUAUAUCAACUCUGCUGCCCUUGUUUUGCUGCAUGUUAAAUAAAACCAGUUUUGCCCUACUUGGAAUCUUUCUAAUAUAGACACCAUUCACCCAAUGGGGGAAGGUGCCACUUACGAAAUUCCAAAUGUAGGUAAGUGCAUGUGCUGGCAUCCUGAGGUUUUUGUUAAAAGUAAAGUACAGGUUCCUGGGGGCCG